Molecule: messenger RNA, 3901 nt
Organism: Oreochromis niloticus (Nile tilapia)
Lineage: Eukaryota; Metazoa; Chordata; Actinopteri; Cichliformes; Cichlidae
Gene: dnajc14
Product: DnaJ (Hsp40) homolog, subfamily C, member 14
Exons: 7
Coding region: 359-2308 (649 amino acids)
Molecular function (GO): dopamine receptor binding
Source: RefSeq, a predicted model, not a curated record
ACCGCGAAGAGGGAGCUGGAGGCGGAAGAGGACGUAGCAAUAAAGUGGGAAAAGGAGCCGCAGAAGAAGAAGAAGUGGCUUAAAAAAAACAAAACAACACCGACACUUGGAUGUCUGUUAACAAACAAGGUUAUACAGUUAUCCGAGAGGAGCUCCAGUGCAUCAUGUGAGUUGUGCAAAAGCCUUUUGAUACCUACAAGUGGCUGCUGAUGUGGUGGACCUGAACUUGACCUGUGCGAACCCCCAGUCUCGCUUUUUUAUGAGAGCCUGGGGAAAAUGUGGCCUCAAAUUAUGGAUUUAGGGACUCUUUAAUGAAAGUCAGAUUUUACAGCGUUUCAGUCAAAUUGCUGUAAGGAACAUGGAAAGAGAAGCUGCUAAGAAAGAGAUGGAUGUUGUGGACACUGACGAGGAGAUCCCUGAUGGUGUUUCGGCCUCAGUGACCAGUUCAAGUCAGUGUGAGGUUGAGGAUGAGUGCGAGCAGGAGGACAAAACAGCCUAUCUCAGAUCUCAGGAAACUCCAAACCCAGCCACUCUACAAGACCUUGGGGCUGGUGAAGCAGAGGCCAAAGAUGAUAUUGAGGAGGUUUCAGAAGAGUUUGAGCAUGACAAGACUACAGAAAAUGAGAACUCACAGGUUAUAAACCAAGAAGAGGAUGAUGCAGCAAAGGAGCAGCACAUGAAUGGGGAGUCUGGUUGGAGGAACAUGGGAAGUGGAAGGAAGUGCAAACUGAGGAGCGGUGGGUCAGUUUUAGAGCAGAUUCAGAGAGGAAAUGUUAUGUCAAGUGGCGGUCGGCACAAGCAGACCCGCAGACGUAACCACCACCACUAUCAGCAGAACCGGGGCCGGCGGAGGACAGGAAACCAGCUCAUCUUAGCGUUCAAGGAGAUGCUGUCAGAGUCUCUGAGCUUCUGGUGCAUCUCUUGCAUCCACAUGAUGAUUGAGAUUAUUGUCACUUUAACUCACAACUGUGGAGUUGGAGUGGAGACUGGAGUUGUAAAACUUUACAACCUUGGGCAGCAGCUCCUUGUGAAGGUCACUGAUGUUCCUGGAAUGAAGGCAGAUGCGAUCCGGAUUCUGAAGUGGGCAAAGUGCAAAGGAGCUUGUGUGGUGGAUAAAACUGUUAGGUCAGUAAAGUGGAUAAAGACAGUUGCCUUAUCUUGUUUCACAUUUUUCUGUGCUUUGGUUAUUCUGGGAUCGCAGUGGGCCAAGGGGGUUUUCCUUCGUAUUGGUGGGGAUAGGGGGAAGCACUAUUGGACGGCUUUUCAGGAGUCACGCGUUUGGAAGAGGAUAGUGUCCUUGCUGGAGAAAGCCCGAAGCCUAUUCAGGAGGGAUGGUCAUGUACCGCCAUCCGCACCGGGGUCACCUGGCAGAGCAGGAAGAGCUCAACCAGGCCAGGAGUUGGAGAGACUGCUGGCACUGGUUGAGGUACCAGAGGAUGAGCUCGAUCCCUUUACAGUUCUCGGUGUUGAGGUGCAUGCCACUGACACUGAGCUGAAGAAGGCUUACAGACAGCUGGCUGUCCAGGUCCAUCCAGACAAGAAUAAACACCCACGAGCUGGAGAGGCGUUCAAAGUGCUCAGAGCUGCCUGGGAUAUUGUCAGUAAUCCAGAGACACGACGAGAGUAUGAGUUGAAGCGCAUGGCAGCAACUGAGCUCUCAAAGUCCAUGAACGAGUUUCUCACUAAACUGCAGGAUGACCUGAAGGAAGCCAUGAAUACUAUGAUGUGUACCAAGUGUGAAGGCAAACACAAGCGCUUCGAGAUGGAUCGUGAACCCGCUGAGGCCCGGUUCUGUGCUGAAUGCAACCGUUACCAUAGCGCCGAGGAAGGGGACCUGUGGGCUGAAUCGAGCAUGCUGGGCCUACGCAUCACAUACUUUGCCUGUAUGGAUGGCAAGGUGUAUGAUAUUACAGAGUGGGCAGGUUGCCAGAGAAUUGGAAUUUCUCCUGAUACACACCGGGUCCCGUAUCACAUCUCCUUUGGUUCAAAGAACAACAGCAAUGCCACACGACACAGGACACCGUCGGAGCACGCGGCAGGUCCGACCAACCCAGCUGAUUUGCAGGACUUCUUCAACCGAAUCUUUAAGGGAGGACCUCCUAGUGACAUGGCUGCCAAUGGAAGCUUCUUCCACUCAGGUUCGCCUCAUCACCCACCUGGUGCUGGAGCGCCUCCCUUCUCCCCUCCUCCAAGUCAGACAGGUUUUUACAUGCCGGGAGGUCACCGGCCCGAGUCCAGCGAGACAUGGGCUGAAAGUGGCAAACCCCCCAGGAGGAGGAAGAAGGUCCGCAAACCCUUCCAGAGGUGAAGUUCGCCGACUUGUUAGUGUAUGAAAACAGCAACACAGGGAUACAAAAUAUAAUGGCCAUGUUUGUCUCUCGCCUGCCUGUUGGCAUGCCAAGAUCUGAACUGGAGAAGAUUCAAGGGGGUCAGAUCAGCCAGAGCAGAGAGAGACUGGAUCACGAAGAGGAGUCUGUCAGCUGAAUACAAGUAUUGAAGGAGGUUCUGAAGGAGGUUGCAGUGAUGGUGCUUUACCUCUUAAUCCACCUUACUUUUUUUUUUGUUGUUUUUGUCAUUUUGGUCUUAAAGACGACUGUAGCCUUGGCAUUGAAGUCCUUAUCAGGAUGCCGUAAUUAAACCUUUUUCUUUUUUUAAUCACGUCCUGCCAAAUCCUUCACUGCAUGAUGUUUUCACCUGCAUUUUAACACUUCAGUUCUCUCACUUUUGUUAACGUUUUAUAUAAAGUUAGCUUAAGAAAUCGGCUUCAGGCAGAGUGAAGGUUAGGAGGGUUACAGCCAGUGUGGACUGUGGUUUUAUGCAUCACUAUGAUCGAAAAAUGAAGAUACUGAUCUGGGCAGCUUCACAGUCUUUAGUGUUACUGAUAUUAGAGGCAUGUGGCUCUACUACUGAAGCUGCACAUCGCCCACCAUAUUUCAGAAAGGAAUCUAACUUAACACAUCUGAGCUUAAUAAUUUAUCAAAUGGGGAGUGGUUUUAACUCACCAAACAGCACAUUUAAGUAUUUCUUUAGUGAGAAGUCUUGUUGUUGUUUUAUGAGCAGGUCUAAACAACUGCUAAUCUGCUUUUCCAUUGAAAUCAAAGGCCAAGCUGUGGUUCUGUCUGAUUUGUAAAAAAAAAAAAACAGAAAGAAAAGACAAAAAUAUCUUAGCAUGAUAAUUACAGAGAGGCACCUCACCCCUUAAAAAGUUUGUUUUACCCUGAGCUUUCUGAAGUGGUAACGUUGCAAUAUGCAGAUACUGCAGGAUGUGUGGAAAUGUAGCACAGCCACUUAGAUUCACACCAUGGUUCACACUGUUUCGACCACUUUCUAAAAAUGAAAAAGCAACAUCUCAAAGAGGAAAUAAAACAUUUGUAAUUGACUUUAUAAUGCUAAUCGCACAACCGAACAUUUGACAGCUGCUUGAUUCUAAGUAAAAAUGGUUCUACUUUUUGUCCACUGCAAAGUCUCUUAUUCCUUCAGCACCGUUGGACCUUAUUUUGGCUAUAACUGAUGUAACACUAGACAAUAUCUCGCCAUUGCAAGUAAUUUAUUUGCCUGGUCUUUCAUUCUGGACCUACUUGUUCAGUGGCAGUUUUUGAGCCAGUCGUGAUGUUUCAGAGCAUCUUAUAGCCGCCGCCCAGCUCAGGACACGUCAGAUCUGAUUCUAGUCCAAAGUGAUUGCUCUCAUGCUUGUUUCGGUGUGUCGUCAUCUCAGCGACUCCUGACGGGUUUUCAUAGUUGUGUCGGGCGAGGUUCACGUAAACUCUAAUCAGACUCUAAAAGACUGAUGUCCUUUUAAUCCCCACAGUAUUACUGAGUAAAAACAAGAAGGGGUCAGAAAAAUCCUAGUCAGUUGCAUUUUGUUGUUUGGUUUGUUGUUGACAUGUUUCAUGGUCAGAAA